This is a messenger RNA of Mercenaria mercenaria, 6627 nucleotides long. RefSeq names its product glucose-6-phosphate exchanger SLC37A2-like. The record is from RefSeq and is a predicted model, not a curated record. The coding region runs from base 189 to 1988 and encodes 599 amino acids. Gene Ontology annotation, cellular component: endoplasmic reticulum membrane. The transcript has 18 exons. Gene Ontology annotation, biological process: glucose-6-phosphate transport; phosphate ion transmembrane transport. NCBI's taxonomy places the organism in Eukaryota, Metazoa, Mollusca, Bivalvia, Venerida, Veneridae. Gene Ontology annotation, molecular function: glucose 6-phosphate:phosphate antiporter activity.
CGCCACUCCGAAAAAAUCCCGCGCUAAUUCAACCUUUUUACUCCGUGUUCCGCCCGAUUGAUUCCGCAUGAUUUGUGAUGAUCACGUGAUCUUGGCGUCACAGUUGACAUGUUUUGAGGCGGUGAUGACAAAAGUCACUUAUUAUUUUUGGUGCUAGAGUGAAGAUAACGGCACUUUCAGCGGCAGUUAUGGCCAAGUCAAUACCGUUAGGGAUUAAGCUCCUACCUUCAAUAGGCGGAACUGAUAGAAAUGUAACAUACAAGAUUUUUAUUUUGAUCCUCACGUUUUUCUGCUACACAAGUUACCAUCUUUCAAGAAAACCUAUCAGUAUUGUCAAGUCUGUUUUACACAGAAAGAACUGUUCCAUACCACUACUGCCAACUGAUAAAGUCAAGUUUGAUAAUUCUACCGAUUGCGACUGGGCACCGUUUAACCAUGGAGACUUUGCGACACUUCUUGGUAGUCUUGACUUGGCAUACUUGUUUGCAUAUGCAGUUGGAAUGUUCUCAAGUGGCCAUAUUGCCGAACGGAUGAAUUUACGUCACUUCCUGUCAUUGGGUAUGAUAACCAGUGGUAUUCUAACAGCAGCCUUUGGUGCAGGCUACUUUCUGGGAAUACACAUGUUGUGGUACUAUAUACUUGUACAGGUGAUAGGUGGUCUAGUACAAUCCACAGGCUGGCCUAGCGUAGUCACCUGCGUUGGCAACUGGUAUGGUAAAGGGAAACGUGGCUUGAUCAUGGGAAUAUGGAACUCGCAUACAUCAGUAGGCAACAUUUUAGGUUCUCUGAUAGCUGGAAUCUGGGUGAAUCAUGCAUGGGGCUGGUCUUUUGUUGUUCCUGGAAUCAUUAUAGCCUCCUUAGGGGUUGUUGUGUUCUUCUUUCUCGUACCAGAGCCGUCAACUGUUGGCUGUAACAAACCUGUUCACCAUGGAGAUGAAGAUGGAGAAGAGCAAAUGGACCCUGAAACAACUGACACUGUACUAAAAAAUCAGCAAGCCCCUGUUAAACCCCACCCUGAUGGAAAAAUUAACCAUGCUUUUAGUGAAAGUGAAUCAGAUGUGAAAAAGAUAGAUUUAAGUGAAGUAAAAGUAGAUCUAAGCUGCGAUUCCGUUUAUUUUAAUGGUGAAAAAGUUGAUUUGACUAAUUUGAGCAAUGGGAAAGCUCAAUAUGGAACAAAUUUGAGUAAUGGACAAGUUCAAGAUAAACAUCAGGGUGGGGCAAGUUUACAUGCAGCACAGCUAACUGAUAAAGGAUUGCCUGUGAAGGCACAAUCUUUGAUUAAGAAAAGAGAAGAUGAGCACAAAGAAGAUGAAGCCAUUUCUCUAUACAGAGCAUUGUUAAUACCUGGUGUGAUAGAAUUCUCAUUGUGUUUAUUUUUUGCCAAACUUGUCAGUUACACAUUCCUAUUUUGGCUGCCAAAAUAUAUAUCAUAUAAAACUAGUUACGAUGCCGAAGUCGCGGGUGAUCUCUCCACGUUGUUUGAUGUUGGUGGUAUAGUAGGAGGAAUAAUAGCUGGUUUGGUAUCUGAUUUUACCCGUGGUCGUGCAUCUACCUGUGUGGUUAUGCUGACAUUAGCAGCACCUAUGAUGUUUGUGUACAAUGAAUAUGGUAGUAUUAAUUACGCACACAGUGUAGGUUUAUUGUUAGUCUGUGGUUUCUUCGUCAAUGGUCCCUAUGCUUUGAUCACUACUGCAGUCAGCGCUGAUCUCGGAACUCACAAAAGUCUUCAGGGAAACUCUAAAGCUCUUGCCACAGUCACUGCCAUCAUUGACGGAACUGGAAGUAUUGGUGCUGCUAUUGGGCCGCUGUUGACUGGUGUGAUAUCACCUACAGGCUGGAAUAAUGUCUUCUGGAUGUUAAUUGCUGCUGAUGUGUUUGCUAUGGUGUUCCUCAUACGACUUGUUACCAAGGAGAUCCACAUGUGGAGACUCACUGGCUGUACCAGAGAGAUAGAGGACGUUACAGUAAAUAUACAAAAUACGUUAUAGGAAUGCAUUCACACAGUAGAAUUUGAUAGGUUGAACUGUAAAGCAUAAAACAUUUUAGAUUUCUUAACAAAUAUGAUUGUAGCCAGUGGUAUAAUGUUUAAAAAAGAGAAGAAAAUUGCAGAUGUAUAGGAUUUGUUACACUGUUUUGUAAAAAGAAAGUGUUAGGAUUGAGCCGAGUUCAGCAUAUCACAUUUUAUGUGUGACGGGUAAGUUUAACCCUGUCAAACUUAUAUUGUGCCAAAACCUUUCUUGCACAUUGCUUCAACUAGAAAAUUUAUACAUUAUCAGCAUCCAACUCUGACACAUAGAACUUAUAAUCUGAAGAAAAUCCUAAAUUAAUUCAGUUUUCUUUUUAUUUAAGACAUGCUUUGUGGAGUUGACAAUAUUUAACAAAAUGUUACAUUGAUGUUUAGAAAAUUUAAUUUUGUUAGCAGUUAGAUUUUUUUUUAAUUAGUUCACGCUCUUAAAGGUUUAAAAAACUUUUUCUAAAUAUCAGGUUUUAUGAUAUUUUCUUAAUAAAUUGGCACUGCUCCAUUGCUUCAUAUACCACAAAGAUUGCUUUUAAAUGUAGAAAGAAUGCACAUUUUUACUGAAAAAUGCCCACAUUCUUUCCAGAUAGAUGCAUAGAAACACAUUUUCAACCAUCCUUUUACAGCCAAGGCUGAAUUUGACCCAUGCUGUUUUUGUUAGGUCUUGAACACUUAUUUUUAUUGCAAUAUUUCAAUGAUUUCUGUUAAAGUAUAAUUACUUGUGUUCAUCCAUUGGAUUGCAAGUCUUAAGCAGUUCAUGGAAGAUUAUUUUUUGGUUCAUAUUACAUAAAAAUAUAAGUAUUUUAACUUGAACAGUAAUACUAUAUACUUUCUGUCUUAGUUGGGCCACCAACAUUUACAGUUUAUUUUUGUACAGAAUGAAGUAGCUCAGGAAAUGAACUGUUUUCAAACAGAACAGUAUAUUGUAAAUAUUUUGUUGUUAUGUAGGUUGUAGCAGGUACCUAGAAACUGUUCAUCCCCACUUUAUAGACGAAAUUUAAAUUGUGUUCAUAGGUUUGUCAUUUCUUACACCUACUUUCAUCAUGGUCAGCCUAUACAAAGAAAUAAGCCCUGUCCAUCCUUGCUUAACAAGAAUUUGUAGGGCAGCCAGCAGUUGUUGUAAAAAUGAAAAUAGAAUGUCAAGUAAAAAAUAUGGGAAGGCAAAAAAUAUGUGUUAAGAUUGUCAGGAUACAGACUUCAAGAUAAAAAUUAAACCUUAGAUUUUUGCUGUGCUUGGUAUAAUGUUUUCUUGGGUAAUUUUUAUUAUGUCUGUCUAUAUUAUUUUGAUAUUUGAUAUACAUGCCCCUUCUAGCAUUCACCCACCCUCCCCCACACAUAUUACAAGCUCCCCACAGAUUUAUAAAGUUAAAAAAAGUACACACAUGUUUAUAUUCAUCCUUCCCCCUACCCCUUCGCUCACACAUAUUACAAGCUCCCCACUUAGAUUUCAAAAAGUAUUCAUGUGUUUAUAUUCAGCAUCCUCUUUCAGUUUCUUAAAUUGUAUUUAUCCAGACAAGUUUCUUUAACCUCAUGUUACUAUACCACCAUUCACCAUUAAUGUAAAUAGAAAAAGUUCCUUCUUCUUUCAAUUUUUUUUUGUUUCUCCACUGGACUUUUUGUAAACUGUUGAGCAUGCUGUCAUUCCUAAAGCUGUUGUUAUUAAGGCUUUGUAACAACGAUAGGUGAACAUGUUUACAGAGGUAAAUGACUCUGAAGCAUCACCACUAGGAUAUUGGCAGAAUUUGUUAAACUUGUUAUUGCAUUAGGUUGGACUGAUUGUGUCUGUGUUUGUAGAAGAAUAACAACAGUAUAUGGGGAAUUGAUAGAAUUUGUUAACCCUUAGCCUGCUGGCGGCAGAUGAUUCUGCCUUUGCGACCAGUGCAGACCAAGAUCAGCCUGCACAUCCAUGCAGUGUGAUCAUGGUCUGCACUGUUCGCUAUUCAGUCAGUAAAUUUUUAGUAAACACCCCUUCAAAUGAUAAAUGGUACUGCCCAAAUUUGAAGAUGGUCCAGUCCAUAAUAGAAAUUUAGCAUGGUAAGGGUUAGACUGGUUUAUGUAUUAUGUUUGGUUGGACUGAUUAUGUACAUGUUUGAUUUGUUGAAAGUUUUACUGAAAACACUUAACCUUUAGCCUGCUUGCAGCAAGUGAUUUUGCCUUUGCGACCAGUGCAGACCAACAUAAGCCUGUAUGUCUGUGCAGGCUGAUCUUGGACUUCACCGUUCACUUUUCAGUUAGUAAAUUUUCAGUGAACACCCAUUUGAAUAAUAGAGUAAGUGGUACUGCCCAAAUUGAAUGAUGGACAAGUCCGUUUUAGAAAUUUAGCAAGCUAAAGGUUAAACAGCCAUUAUCAUUGCAAAUAUUGUGUUUAUGUUUACUUGUUACAUUAAUCUUAAGUUUUUUCUUAAAAAUUUUCAUUGAUUAUAAAUCUCUGUAAUAUGUAUACAAGUCAGAUUAAUAUUUUCAUUGAUUAUAAAUUUCUGUAAUAUGUAUACAGAUAAAUUUAAUAGAUAAUCCGUUUUAAUGAUUCAUUUCAGUAAAUUUUUAGACACAAUGAUUUGAUCUUAAAUAGUAUAGUCUUCAUACAUGUAUAAACUUGCUGCUUUAUGUAUUUUUAAGAUCUUUAAUUGGGUGUUAGGUUUAAUAAGUAAAGCCGGAUUUUAAUGAAAUAUUUUUUAUCAUGACUUAAGUGUAUUAAACAUAAAAAAUAACAUUAUUUCCAUUCCUUAAUCAUAGAUUUUUAUUGUCAUUGUUUAUUUGUAGAUAAUAUUAUUUUGUUCAUUUUACAGUUUAUCUUUUAUAAUAAAAUUAUUUGUUGAUUUGCAGGGUUAUAUUUUUAUGAAUGUUUUACAACUUUUUCCUGUUCAAUGAGGUUACGUGUAUUAUGCAUGCUUGUUUUAAAAUAUAGUUAUGUGAAAAAAAAAAACGACAGUUUGAUGUUCUGAAUAUUUUAGAAAAACUAAUGAAAUUAAUUUUUACUUUUUUUUUUUUUUUUACUUUUUAUCCCAGUAAACACAGUUGUAAGGAGUCAUGUAAUAAUUGCUAACUUGAAUUUUGGAAACGAUUUUUAUAGUACAGUUUUAAUUCAAAUAUUUACAUCUUUAUAUUUCUUGCAGAAAGAUUAAUACUACAAAUUGUUGUUAAGUAAUAUCAUGUAAUAAAUGUUAAUCAUUUUAUUUUGACCAUAUUUAUGGAUGUUUGGCAAGUGAUUUCUAGAGUGAAAAAUCUUGUAAAUGGAAUAUUUCACCGAUAAUUGGCAUCAGGGAAUCUCGUGCUGCAGCCACUAUGUUCUGUUGUAGAACUUGUUAUGACACCAUGACAUUUGUUUUUAAACUUUGUUUUGACACCAUGACAUUUUAUUGCUUUAAGGAAUUAUUUGUUUCAUAAAUAUCUACCUUUCGCUUUGAUUGAUUCAUAGAAAUCUUUAAAGGAUUGUUAAGGUUGCUUAUACUUGUAUAUAACUGUUGUUAAUGUAUCACUCUUCCUCAAUACUUUAAGGAAGUUACGCAUGUUAGGACCAUAUUUUUUUUCUCCAGAAUGUAGAAUCUUUUGAACUGACUUUUUCAAACUCUUAAGACACAUUUGUGUUAAGAAAACACAUUGAAGAAAAGUAGAAUUUUCUGUAGAUUAAUUUGAAAAAGAAAUCGAGCUCCGAAUACCAUUUAUAAUGACAUUUGUAGGUUUCAUUUUAAUCAUGGUAAAGCUUGAAUUAUGAGAUGCAAAAUGCACAGUACAUUCAAGUAUUACAUGGUUAGUAAGGUGUUUAGACAAACAUGUGCAACUACUGCGGAAGUAAUUGUUGUUCAGAAGUUUCUUUUGAAUAAAGAUUUAAUGUAAAAUACAGCAUUAAAUAUGUAAAUGUGAUAGGGUAGUUGCAAAACAUAAAGAAAAUCAAAUGUGAUGAAAUUUGGCACAGCACAUUUAAAGUUUUUGUUUUAUUAAUCUCGUACUUAUUUAAGCAAGUUCUCUUUCAUACUAUAUACAGAUUUAUGGGUAAGGGAGGUAAUCCAAUGGAAGUGAUUGUUGUCAAUAAACAAAUUAAGAGUUUUGCACAAAUAUAGUAUGUAAACAAGGCCGUUAUGUAAUUGAAAAACCAUAGCAUUUUCCAAUUACUUAAAUUUUAUGCCACUAAAUGGAGACACAAAGAAAUUACACUCUCUGCACAUGACUUUGUCUGUGUGUCUGAAAACCUUUUUUGUCCAUGCUAUAGCUUUAUAAAAAUAUAAUGAUUCAGUGGAUUUCACAGAAACUUCACACUUGUAUUAAUGCUUAUAUGUUUUGUGCACAACUGCCAGGUCUGUACCUACAAGAGUUAAUGUCAAGGGCCAUAACUCCUUGGCAAAAGGUGUUCAACUUUAGGGGCAUUUAUCACUUUAAUAGUGACGUUUCUUGUUAUGUAGUCAGUGUUGUUACAAGCAAACUAGGCAAUACAUAUAUUCAGUUAUAAAUAUGUAGGAAAUAGGAAUCAUAAUAUGGUGCAUAAUCAAGACAACAUGCAGUUUAAAAGUAAAAUGGAAAUAACGUAUUAUUUCCUUCAAUGAUAAUUUUCUUUACCUUAGUUUGUUAAAAGUUUAGUUACAUAAAUGCUAGUCAAUAAAAUACGUAAACCGAUA